Messenger RNA from Syngnathus acus (greater pipefish), 2764 nucleotides. RefSeq names its product sphingomyelin phosphodiesterase 4 (gene smpd4). Bases 199 to 2670 code for a protein of 823 amino acids. The transcript has 20 exons. The record is from RefSeq and is a predicted model, not a curated record. Gene Ontology annotation, molecular function: sphingomyelin phosphodiesterase D activity. NCBI's taxonomy places the organism in Eukaryota, Metazoa, Chordata, Actinopteri, Syngnathiformes, Syngnathidae. Gene Ontology annotation, biological process: glycerophospholipid catabolic process; ceramide biosynthetic process; sphingomyelin catabolic process.
AAAGUGGAAGAGGUGACGUCAGGCAGGCGAGCGGGAGAAAGGAAAGUACCCUCAAACAAACCUAAGCUUGACUUGAAUACACGACAAGAAAAUCGGUCCAUUUUCCAAUCGGUUUUUCUUUUUAAAUCUGGGCGGGCAUCUGGAACGAAGGAGCGAAGGAGGCUUUGGAAGAGCCACCGGGGUUCCAGCUUCUGUUUGAUGGCAGCUCCAAGCUUACAGCACCCUGGCUUCCUCCUGGCCAACCUCAAAGUGGACUCACCCAACAAGACUUUGGCUCAGCGAUGCCAGGACCUCAUCAAGAUCAUUGAUGAUUAUCAUGCAAAGGAGCUGCACGCCAUCUUCUCCUGGCUGGUGGAGAGCGUCUUUGGAAGUCUGGACGGCGUCCUGGGAGGAUGGAACCUUCGCCUUCUCCAUUCGCGAUGCGGCGACUUUGCACCAAUUGUGGACUUCCUGAAGCCUAGUGGGCCCAUGAUGAAACUGGUCUACAAACUUCAAGCAGAGGAAUACAAAUACGAAGUGCCCGUCAAUUAUCUGCCGGCGCCGGUGAAGACAUCCAUCCAGGAAGGUGUCCUUCCCGACUGUCCGCUCUUUCACAACCGACCACACUUUCCCAUGUCUGGCAUACUGACUCUCAACAUGGCGCUGAAUCCGUUUGAGUUCUUCAUCUUCUACUUUGCCUCCUGCCUUAUUACGCCUAAGAACUUGCCUGGGAGCCAACAUGUCGGGACUACUGACAGCGCCUACUUUGUGCUGGCGGACAUGUACCUCAAGUACUUCCUGCCUACUGAAGGAAGCGUGCCCCCCUCACCGUUUUCAGACAGCAAGGGCUCCGUCAGCACGCCGGCUCAGAGGUCGGCCAACAUCUCGCUGGUGGGACACGGCCUCCACAGUCCCAGUCUGCUGAAGCAUCACAUCUUCCUUCAGCCUUCCGUCAACGCCGACCCCGCCGCCCAGGAAAUCUGGAGGUCUGAAACGCUGCUGCAGAUGCUGGUAGAGGUGUGGCUGCAUCACUAUUCUUUAAAGAUGUACCAGAAGCUGCAGUCGCCCCAGGUGAAGCUGGCGCUGCUCCAGUACCGCCUCAGUAUGUCCAGCAUGCCGUGCCAACCGCAUAUCCCGCCAGGCCCGGGGAGCCUCCACACAUACCAAGAGCCAUUCAGUCCGAGCGAGGAGCACGUCUUGGCCGUGCGUCUGCUGGUCAAACACCUGCACGCCUUCUCCAACAGCCUGAAGCCGGAGCAGCCGUCGGCCUCCCCGACCCACUCGCAUGCCCAGGCCGGCCCCUUGGAGGAGUUUAAGAGAGUUGCGCUGCAGCGUUUUGUGCAGCAGAAGCUCUUCUUGUUCCUGCAGCACUGCUUCGGCCACUGGCCUCUGGACGCUUCCUUCCGAGCGGUGCUGGAAACGUGGCUGAGCUUCAUCCAGCCGUGGAGGUACGCUGGUGACAAGAGGGCCCCCCUGCCGGCGGACAGCGGCCGAUGUGACCCUGACAAAUGGGAGUCCUUUGUUCAGGAGAACCUGCUGGUUUACACCAAACUAUUCCAGGUGUUCCUCAACAGAGCCGUGCGCAUGGACCUGGUCAACGCCAAGAACGCGCUGAUGCUCUUCCGAGUGGCCAAAGUCUUCUGUCAGCCGGACCUCGCGGACAUGAUCCACAAGGCCGAGCAGCUGUUCCUGGAGCCGGAGCUGGUCCCCCAUCACCGGCAGCCGCGAGGCUACCUGACUCCCGGGCAGGGAGGCAGCUUCCUAUCGUCACGGCAACGCAUCACCACCGACGCUGUGUUCCGGGUCAAGAGUCAUGUGUACGCCUUGGAAGGCCAGGACUGCCAGUACAAGCAGAUGUUCGGCCCCGAGCUGCGGGCUGCGGUGGUGAGAUUGAUCCAGGUGGUCGCGCAAGCCAGACACACGGCCAAACGGAUCUCGGACCGCUCCUGCCAAGCGGCGGCUAGCAAGUCUUUGCUGUCAUGGUUGACCGCGCCGUCCUCAGAUUCCAGCAUCGGUCUUUGUGGCGUCGAGGCGGACGAGAACAACGAGUGUCUGCGCAAGACUCACGAGUUCUUGGACCGAGCGCUGGAGAACCUGUGCACUGUCUUCAAGCUCAACCAGGGUCAGCUGACUCAGCUCACGGCCAUCUCCACAUCUUCUGAGGAUGACGGCCAGUCCGAGCGGUUGCCCGACUGCGUCGUGGGAGACCGUGGCCUGGUCCUCACUGAUUUGGGAAGGAUGCAGAUCAUCAAUGGACUGCGCAGGUUCGACAUUCAGUUCCAAGGUGACCCGGAGCUGCAGCCCAUCAGGAGCUACGAGAACGCACUGCUGGUCAGGUUCUUGUACCGGAUGUCGUCACUGCUCAACGCCCAAUUUGAAGGCCCCUUGACUGAGCUGUGCUCGCGGACGGACUUUGCCGGUCGCCUGUGUCAGCACUACCUGACAAGCCCCGACCCCGCAGUCCUGGCGAGGACUCCUGGGUCCCCUCGGUUCUGGGACAGGAAGCGGCGAGUUGGCGUCAGCUUGCGUCCGCUGGCCAGCUACAGGACCAUCCUGCUCCUGGGCUUCGCCUACGCUGCCGGGGCCUUCUUGUCCUUCGGUCCCGUGUCUAGCACCCUCCUCAUCCUUGCUGCCGUCUUCCUGCACGGGGUGGCCGUGAUGUUGUGGGCGGAGAAAUGGAAGAGACACUAGCCCGACUGGUACACAGGAUACCAGAGUCAGCCCCUUUCAAAGGGGCGGCCAUUUUCAUCACAAACACUCAAUAAAAUGCAGCAUUUUGGAGCCA